AUGAGCAUGGCUGAGCCUAUUUUGGCCAUAGCCCAACCGGGCGAGGUUGAAUUCUGCACUUUGGGAAUGUUCAUUCUCGAUGACAUUGAGUUCGGUGGUUCCAGGCCAGCUGUCAAGAAUAUACUUGGAGGUGCAGCUUCAUUUGCUGUCAUUGGUGCUCGCUUGGUCGCAGGAUCUGCCCAUGCACGAUCUGUUAGUUGGAUUGUCGAUGUUGGCUCCGACUUUCCACCCGAGACACUGGCUGUUAUCCAGUCCUGGGGCACCGAUUGUGUCAUCAGAAAGGACCAUGGCAGACUAACAACUAGGGCAUGGAACGGAUAUCAUCCAGAUGAGAAGCGAGAUUUCAAAUACCUAACGCCAAAGUUGAGACUAGAGCCCUACAUGCUAUCAGAGACACAAGUGUGGUCACGUACAUUUCAUAUGGUCUGCUCUUCAUCUCGCUGCAUCUCUAUCGUGGACGAUAUAUUACGGCGGCGGGACGAGCUACGCCAGGCAGGCCAAGCCCCCUCCACGGAGCAUGCGUCUACUCGGCCCAUCUUUGUCUGGGAGCCAGUGCCAGAUCUUUGCACACCAGAAGAGCAAGAGAAGUUCUUGGCCGCUAACAAAGUUGUGGAUGUGGUCAGUCCCAAUCAUCAGGAAUUAGGUAUGAUGUUUGACCAGCCUGGGUGGUCCGAAGAGAGCAAGGAAGGCCAGCAACUCGUCCAAAGAAUUCUCGCCUCUGGAAUUGGCCCGAAUGGUGACGGUUGCCUUGUCAUCAGAGCGGGCAAGGAAGGAAGCUACGCAUUUUCAAGAACCCAAAAGUUGUGGCUACCCGCCUAUCAUCAACCAGAGACUUCCGGUGCUACGGCCGUUGUCGACCCAACAGGCGCAGGCAAUUCUUUCCUCGGCGCAUUGGCUCAGGGAUUGGUGACCGCCGGGCGUGAACCAUUCAAUAUCAUUGAAUCUAUCCUUUCAGCUUCUCAGGACUGGAGAGAAUCUCUCGACGGAUGGGGAGUCCGUCGCAAUCUGCCCAUGGCCCUGAUUUGUGCUACUAUUGCUGCAGGAUUCGUGGUUGAACAGAUUGGUGUGCCGCAGAUCUCUGUGGCAGAGACUGGGGGAAAGGAAUUGUGGAAUCAGUCUGAAUUCACGGAACGAGUCCGCCUGUACACGCAGCGAUUAUUUAGGACAUUAGACGAGUCUCCUCAGAGACACCUAUUGACCAAUUGA
Messenger RNA from Penicillium subrubescens, 1206 nucleotides. RefSeq names its product ribokinase family protein. The transcript is spliced from 3 exons. The coding region runs from base 1 to 1206 and encodes 401 amino acids. The record is from RefSeq and is a predicted model, not a curated record. NCBI's taxonomy places the organism in Eukaryota, Fungi, Ascomycota, Eurotiomycetes, Eurotiales, Aspergillaceae.